AUGGGAUCAGAAGAUAAUGUCAUUCGAUUUGUGAUUGGCGUAUUUGUGUCUUUAGGUGCUUCCUUCAUGGACGCAUUAGGAUUGAAUAUAUUGAAGCUGGAUCAUGUUAAAGAAGCAAAGCGAGAUAAAGAGCAUCAACGUGGUGAUUGUGGAAGACCGUUAUGGCACAUGGGCCUAUACACUUAUAUUGCUAGUCAACUGAUUGGUAGCACAAUUGCCCUGAUAGUUGCAUCUGUAAUUUGGAUUGUUGUGUUUGGUGGCAUGUACAACGGCGAUGAUCCGGAAGAAUUGAUAUCUCUGGAAAGUCUCAAGGUCCUCUUUGUCCGUCCCAUCUUUAUCAUUUACUUUAGUGUCCUUAAUAUCGCUGCAUUUGGUGGUCUCAUCAUUUCAAUUUGGUCAAAUUGGGCAAUCUCAGAUGAAACUCGGAAAAGAAAGAGUCAAAUAUUUGCUACCAUGAAGCAAAAAAAGAUGAAGCACAUUGUGGGCCUUAUGUUUAGUAUAGAAGGUGGUGUAUUGGCCAGCGAGACCCUGUUGUUGGCGAAGAGCGGAGUCAAGUUAUUCACACUGUCCAUCAAAUCUCAAGUCAAUCAAUUCAAUGAUAACGCAAGUCGACUCAUCUUGUUAGCAUUACUAGUUACAGCGAUAUUACAGGUGUACUGCUUGAACACUGCCCUUAAACUGUAUUCUUCUGUUGUCGUGGUGCCUGUCUUUUACGGGACAUACACCGCUUUGGGUCUUGUCAAUACCAUCAUCUACCUCGAUGAAAUUGGCAAUUAUCCUCCUUGGGCCAUCUUACUGGUAUUUGUAGGUAUCGGUGUACUCAUUUACGGUGUCUAUUUACUUAGUUCAAAGCCUGAUCCAGCAGCACACAUGAACGAGGACGAGGACGAAGAAGCCAGCCAUGUAGACAGCAAUCAUCGACAGCAAGAACUAGAGCACACGAGCAACUGGUUAUCUGCAAAAGAAGAAAAGGGAAUCAUCGAUACUAAUAAAACUGCUGCAGCUAAAUCAUCAAACCCAGGAGAAUCUGCUUCCUCAUCUUCUGUCUACAACCAUGAUUCUGCAGUAGAAGCACUUGCAUCAACUGCAACUACAACCACAACCGCACAAAAACAAGAGUCUACAGGUGCUAUCAUUUAUAGUUCCAGCAGACGUAUUACACAGUUCUUUAGACGCCUUCGAUAUUUUACACACAACACAAAUUCAAAUAGCAUGUAUUUACCGCCGAGAAGAGAAAUGGAUACAUUCAUUAGCUUGAACAGUUCCACGAGUGCAGCUACCACUGCUGCCGCUGUUGACCCUCCUCCUCCUUCUAGCAACCAUCACAUCAUUCCACUUGCCAUUACUACUACCAUCGAAUCUCCUCCUUCCACUCACAUUAAAUCAACAACACCCUCACCCUCACCCUCACCCUAA
Molecule: messenger RNA, 1416 nt
Organism: Mucor velutinosus
Lineage: Eukaryota; Fungi; Mucoromycota; Mucoromycetes; Mucorales; Mucoraceae
Exons: 5
Coding region: 1-1416 (471 amino acids)
Biological process (GO): magnesium ion transport
Cellular component (GO): membrane
Molecular function (GO): magnesium ion transmembrane transporter activity
Source: RefSeq, a predicted model, not a curated record